AAAGUAGUGGUUUAUUCUGUGGGAGCUGUUACACAACAAUCGAGGUUAUGCGUUAAGUCGAGAUCAAAAUACACAUCAAAUUGUCAGUGGCCCUAAAAUGCCCCCUAAACCGAACGUGAAAGUCCACGACGUGAACCCGUUCCUGCAGCACUUCCGUCAAUUCCUGCUGGGACGCAAACACACGCUGGCGCUGCGCUAUAAGGACUUUCUUGCCACAAGAUCGCCCCCUCAGCCAGUCCUGCCUGACGGCCCCAAUCACAAGCUGAGCGACAAUUUCUACUGCAGCCAUGACGGUCGCAGGGAAGCGCAGCCACCCGAAAUAAUCGCGGCCAGCCGCAGUCGAAUUGAGGACGGCGCCCCCGAAGUUCGGCGCAUCACCCCAGGAAAAAUCCAUCAAUGGGACUAGAUUUGCUAUGAUUAGUCGUAAAUUUUAGAUUGUCUCCAGUAGGGCCAAUAGAGCUUUAAACAUG
Dendroctonus ponderosae (mountain pine beetle) is the source of this 470-nucleotide messenger RNA. Its product is annotated as NADH dehydrogenase [ubiquinone] 1 alpha subcomplex subunit 7. NCBI's taxonomy places the organism in Eukaryota, Metazoa, Arthropoda, Insecta, Coleoptera, Curculionidae. The coding region runs from base 98 to 406 and encodes 102 amino acids. Gene Ontology annotation, biological process: mitochondrial electron transport, NADH to ubiquinone; ATP synthesis coupled electron transport. The transcript has a single exon. Gene Ontology annotation, cellular component: mitochondrial inner membrane. The record is from RefSeq and is a predicted model, not a curated record.